Messenger RNA from Hippopotamus amphibius kiboko, 2315 nucleotides. It is a transcript of the gene TC2N, whose product is annotated as tandem C2 domains, nuclear. The transcript is spliced from 12 exons. NCBI's taxonomy places the organism in Eukaryota, Metazoa, Chordata, Mammalia, Artiodactyla, Hippopotamidae. Gene Ontology annotation, cellular component: nucleus. The coding region runs from base 123 to 1598 and encodes 491 amino acids. The record is from RefSeq and is a predicted model, not a curated record.
GCUCGAGGUGACCUGAAUCGCGGCUCCCGCGGGCGGCGACGCCAGAGCGCCCGCUGCCUCCAGCAGAUUAAUAUUAAAAUUGGAACUUCGUAUCUUUUGCUGGUUGUUGGAGAUUGAAUGUGAUGGCAAUGGAAUUUAUAAAGAGUUGCUGCAGAGGGUGUUUCUAUGGUGGAACAGAAAAGCACAACUUAUCUGUGGAAAGAGACUCUAAAGCAGCAGUAUCAAAUAUUCAAAAUACUGCUAUCUGUACACCUCCAUUGACUCCUGUUUGUGUAAAGCCUCAGGUUGGCUGUACUGAGGAUUAUUUACUUUCCAAAUUACCAUCUGAUGGCAAAGAAGUACCAUUUGUGGUGCCCAGGUUUAAGUUAUCUUAUAUUCAGCCCAGGACGCAAGGAACUCCUUCACAUUUGGAAGAACUUGAAGGAUCUGCCAGAGCAUCUUUUGGAGACAGAAAGGUAGAACUUUCCAGUUCAUCUCAGCAUGGAUCCAGCUAUGAUGUGUAUAACCCAUUCUACAUGUGUCAGCAUGUGUCACCUGAUUUGAGUCGGCGCUUUCCUCCUCGUUCAGAAGCAACGAGACUAUAUGGAUCUGUUUGUGACUUAAGGACCAACAGACUUCCCAAUUCCCCUGGGCUAAUAAGCAAGUCUAUGUUUGAUCUUACAAGUUCAUCUCAGCGGUUCAUUCAGAGACAUGAUUCCUUGUCCAGUGUGCCCAGUAGUUCUUCUUCAAGGAAGAAUUCUCAGGGGAGUAACAGAAGCCUGGAUACAAUUACUCUAUCGGGAGAUGAAAGAGAUUUUGGGAGAUUAAAUGUGAAAGUGUUUUAUAAUUCUUCAGUAGAGCAGAUCUGGAUCACAGUUUUACAGUGCAGAGAUUUAAGUUGGCCCUCUAGUUAUGGAGAUACUCCUGCUGUUUCUAUAAAAGGAAUACUAACAUUGCCCAAACCAGUGCAUUUCAAAUCUUCAAUCAAGGAAGGCUCUAAUACUAUUGAAUUUAUGGAAACUUUUGUAUUUGCUAUUAAACUCCAAAGUCUACAAACUGUAAGACUUGUAUUUAAGAUUCAAACUCAAACUCCCAAGAAGAAAACCAUUGGCGAAUGCUCAGUGUCACUCAGAACUCUUAGCACACAGGAAAUGGAUUACUCUUUGGAUAUAUCACCACCUUCAAAAAUUUCUGUUUGCCAUGCAGAGCUUGAACUGGGGACUUGUUUUCAAGCGGUAAAGAGCAGAAUUCAGUUACAAAUUCUUGAGGCACAAUACCUUCCAAGCUCAUCAACACCCCUGACCUUGAGUUUUUUUGUGAAAGUGGCGAUGUUUAGCUCGGGAGAGUUGAUUUAUAAGAAGAAGACACGCUUACUGAAGGCCUCCAAUGGAAGAGUAAAGUGGGGAGAGACUAUGAUUUUUCCACUUAUACAGAAUGAAAAAGAAAUUAUUUUUCUUAUUAGGCUCUAUAGUCGAAGCUCUGUAGGAAGAAGACACUUUGUGGGGCAGAUUUGGAUACAUGAAGAUAGUCAUAACAUUGAAGCAGCCAGCCAGUGGAAUGAAACAGUUACAAAUCCAGAAAAGGUUGUUGUCACGUGGCACAAAUUAAAUCCAUCUUGAAGACUUUGCACAUUAAUUUGGUGACAAACUUGACAUGCUUUUAGAAGAGUUAUGAUUUCGAUUUGCUACCAAUUUGAAAAGACACAUCAGUACAUUUGUCAGUUUAUUUAUUUGUGACAUAAUUAUAGUAUAUAAUGGCUCUAAUAGAAAAUUAAACUUGGUAAAAAAUGGGAUGAAUCAUAUCAGAUAUCCAAAGUAAAGGAAAUGUUUUAAAACUGGCUGAAAUAGACAAUAAAAUAAAUGGGUAGUAUUACUAGGGCAACUAAAUAAAUUAUAAAGUCAAUGGAAAUAUCAAUCAUAGAUAGUUACUGCUAUAUUAUGUUUAUGGGUUUUUUUAAAGCUUUACCUAGAUAUUCAAAAUCCAGUAUAUCGAGUCUCUGUUAGUACUAUUAGACAUUUAGAAGACUUUACCACUAUUUCAGUGCUAGUCAUUGUUGGUUAGAUCUUAACUCCACUGUUUAACCCCUUGCUACAUAGUUUUCCUCAGAAAGCAAAAGUGAGUGGAACUACUUCAACUCUUCCCAUUUGGGGGAAGUUUGUGGCCUGUGUUUAUCAUUACUUACCCAUAAGUCAUCACAUUGCCACUUUGUAAGCUAUUUGUCUCCAAGAAACAUUCAGAUAUAGAAAACUUACAUUUUGGCAAGAAUAAAUGAAAACACCAGAAGGUUGAAGUUUAAUUUAAAACCCAGUGUACACACAUUUUGCUAUGUUUUCCUC